Phycodurus eques (leafy seadragon) is the source of this 3191-nucleotide messenger RNA. It is a transcript of the gene xrn2, whose product is annotated as 5'-3' exoribonuclease 2. Gene Ontology annotation, molecular function: RNA binding; 5'-3' RNA exonuclease activity. The transcript has 31 exons. Lineage: Eukaryota; Metazoa; Chordata; Actinopteri; Syngnathiformes; Syngnathidae. Gene Ontology annotation, cellular component: nucleus. The coding region runs from base 139 to 3060 and encodes 973 amino acids. The record is from RefSeq and is a predicted model, not a curated record. Gene Ontology annotation, biological process: nuclear-transcribed mRNA catabolic process.
CAUGGAGCUACUAGCAUCGGAAAAUUAGCAGCCUCGAUUAUUAUUUAGGAAUUCGUGUUUUACUUGACGUUUUAAGGCAAUUCUGUUCGCGUUUAUAAGUUUUAAUCGCACAGCUGGGAAAGCGAGAGUUUACCGGAAAUGGGAGUCCCGGCGUUUUUCCGUUGGCUUAGUCGCAAAUAUCCCUCCAUUAUUGUACAUUGUGUGGAGGAGAAGGGUAAAGUGUGCAAUGAAGUGCGUAUCCCUGUCGACACAACCAAGCCAAACCCCAAUGAGGUGGAGUUUGACAAUUUGUACUUGGACAUGAACGGCAUCAUUCACCCUUGUACACAUCCAGAGGACAAACCAGCGCCCAAAAACGAGGAUGAGAUGAUGGUGGCCAUCUUUGAGUACAUUGACCGUCUGGUCAAUAUCGUGCGUCCAAGGAGAGUUUUGUACAUGGCCAUCGAUGGUGUGGCUCCACGUGCCAAAAUGAACCAGCAGCGCUCUCGGCGCUUUCGCGCCUCUAAAGAAGGCAUGGAGCUUACUGAUGAGAAGCAACGCAUGCGGGAGGAGGUCAUCCAGAGAGGAGGUUACCUGCCGCCUGAGGAGAUUAAAGAGAGGUUUGACAGCAACUGCAUCACACCAGGGACAGAGUUCAUGGACAACCUGGCACAGUGUCUUCGCUACUACGUUGCGGACCGAGUCAGUAAUGACCCAGGGUGGCAAAACAUCACGGUCUUCCUGUCUGAUGCUAGCGUUCCGGGCGAAGGCGAACAUAAGAUCAUGGACUACAUCAGGAGACAGAGAGGUCAGCCCAACCAUGACCCCAACACCCAUCACUGCCUGUGCGGUGCUGACGCGGACCUCAUAAUGUUGGGCUUGGCUACUCACGAGCCCAACUUCACCAUCAUCCGGGAGGAGUUCAAACCCAACAAGCCCCGACCCUGUGCACUCUGCGGACAAAUAGGCCACGAAAUCAAAGAAUGUCAGGGCGUCGCCCGAGAAAAGCAAGGCCAGCAUGAUGAAUUUGCAGGGACCAUGCCAGUGUCUGAGCAGGAGUUUAUUUUCAUCAGGCUGUCUGUGCUCAGAGAGUAUCUGUCUCGAGAGUUGACCAUGGCCAGUCUGCCCUUUCCUUUUGACUUUGAGAGGAGCAUCGACGACUGGGUGUUCAUGUGUUUCUUUGUCGGAAACGACUUCCUCCCUCACCUGCCGUCCUUGGAAAUCAGAGAGGGGGCGAUAGAUCGACUGGUCAAGAUCUACAAAGAUGUGGUGCACAAAACAGGAGGCUACCUAACAGAAAACGGCUAUGUCAACCUGGCACGUGUUGAGAUGAUCAUGGAUGCUGUGGGCGUGGCUGAGGACAAUAUCUUCAAAAAACGCAAAGAAGAUGAUGAGAGCUUUAAGAGAAGGAUGAAAGAAAAACGACAAAGGAUGAAGAGGGAGCAGCAAGGCCCUGCCUACCUCACCGGGGGCCAGUUCGCCCCUCACGCGCUGGGCAGAGGACGCACGCCAGACGCCGUGGAGAACGCCCGCCACCAAGCCUACGACAUGAGGAUGCAGUCCAACAGGGAUGCCGCUCAGUCCCUGAAGGCCAUGAUGAGGAAUGGCGGUGGUGGCAACUCUGCAGGCCCCAGCGACGAUGCCAACAACAACAGAGGCGUGAAGAGGAAAGCGGACAGUGACGAUGAGCCUGAGCCAGAGGACAACGUCAGGUUGUGGGAGGAUGGCUGGAAGCAGCGCUACUACAAGACCAAGUUUGACGUUGACGUGUCUGACGAAGGUUUCAGGCAGAAGGUGGUCCAGUCGUAUGUGGAGGGUCUGUGUUGGGUGCUGCGCUACUACUACCAGGGCUGUGCCUCAUGGAAGUGGUACUUCCCCUUUCACUAUGCCCCCUUCGCCUCAGACUUCAAAGACAUUCAAGGAAUGUUCUCUGACUUUGAGAGAGGAACCAAACCGUUCAAGCCCCUAGAGCAGCUGAUGGGAGUGUUUCCUGCCGCCAGUGGCAACUUCUUGCCAGAAACAUGGCGGAACCUAAUGAUGAGUCCAGACUCUUCCAUCAUCGACUUCUACCCUGACGAUUUUGCGAUUGACCUGAAUGGGAAGAAGUACGCCUGGCAAGGCGUAGCCCUGUUGCCGUUUGUGGACGAACGGCGUCUGUGGGCCGCACUGGCCGAUGUCUAUCCAGACCUCACAUCCGAAGAAGUGAGGAGAAACAGUCUGGGAAGUGACAUGGUGUUUGUUGGGAAGUCUCACCCACUGUCGGACUUCAUCCAGGAACUCUACCGUGCAGAAUCUCAUGAGCCUACUGAGGUGCCUCCAGAGCUCUGUCAUGGAAUCCAGGGUGCAUUAUCUCUUGAUGACGACCCUAUCCUACCAGAUAAGACAGUGAGCUCGCCCAUCCCAAUGCUGCGGGACAUCGCACAGAACAGCGCCAUCGGAGUAAGAUUCAAGGAUCCCCAGUAUGAUGAGGGCUUUGUGUUCAAGGCUGUCCUUCUUCCCGGAGCCAGGCUUCCCACUAAUGUGCUGAAGCCGGAGGACUGGGAUAGGCGGGGGAACCAGCCAUGGAGACCCCAGCUGGGUUUCAACCCAAACAGGCAGCAGGCUCACUUGGACCAGUCGGGCUUCAGAGCUCUGGGUCACUCCCUCAGAAACCAACACAGCGGAGGAGGACAGUACAGCAAUGCUCCGCCUCCCAGCAGCUACAACCACCACGGAAACUACCGCUCCCCCCGCGGCGGCCAUCAGCAGUCCUUCCAACAUUCCAGAUCAGGAGGCCUGUUGGGAACUCCGCCAUCCUUCCAGCACCAGCCUCAGUUUCCUCGACAGCAACAGCAGUACCGUGGCGGCCCUCAGAGCUGGGACCGGGCCAUGCAGUCGCAGCAGGCGGCGUACCAUCACAACGCCGGCCGUAGCGGCGGCGGGGCCGGGCCGAGCGGCUACCAGCAGCGCUUUGAGCAGCACAGAGGAAGCGACUGGCGCGAGCGGCAGGAAGAGCGCGGACAGCAGUACCAGGGCUACAGCAGCUCCAACAGAGGACGUUACCCUGCACCACCGCCGUCCAGAAGAUACAACUGGAACUGAACAUUUUUUCGUUUUACCUGUCACAUGAUUUUUUUUAUUUUUUUUUUUUUAUUCUGCAUCUUUAAAAUACUUUCGUCCAAAUAAGCAGAGCUUUUAAACACAGUCAAUGUAUCUUUGAGAGAUUCUCCAAU